AAUUAGGGUCAUAUACAUCUUCUGCAACAUAUAUAUUUUUAAAAUUUUAUGUUUUACAGGAUGAUGAUGGGUUCAAGAUCACUUCAACUUUUUAUCUUGUUUGUUUGUUCUUUGACCAUCACCGCAAUUGAAUGCUCAGAAUGUUCAGAAGUAAAAAAACAAAACCCAAAUCUUUAUAAUAUAACGAGAACAAUAGUUCAUAGCGCCGUGUCAAAAGGAGCAGUGUGCUUGGAUGGAUCACCUCCAGCAUACUAUUUUGAUCCAGGAUUUGGAGAUGGAGUUGAUAAUUGGAUUGUCCAAAUUUCUGGAGGAGCAUGGUGUGUAAACGUCACAGACUGCAUAGGGCGUACCAAGACACAACUUGGUUCAUCAAAAUAUAUGGAUAAACUAGAAUUUCAAGGAAUUCACAGCAAAAAUAAGAGUGCAAAUCCAGAUUUUUACAAUUGGAACAAAGUCAUUCUUGCAUAUUGUGAUGGUGGAUCAUUCGUAGGAGAUGUUGAAUAUAUUGAUCCAGCUACCAAUCUACAUUUCAGAGGGAAAAGGAUUUUUUAUGCAAUAUUAGAGGAGUUGCUAAAAAAGGGAUUAAAGAAUGUCAAAAAUGCCCUCCUAGCUGGUAGUUCUGCUGGAGGAUAUCCAGCAGUAUUAUAUUGUGAUAGCUUUCGCGAUUCUUUGUCAACUACCGCACGAGUUAAAUGUCUGAAUGAUUGAGGCUAUUUUCCUCAUUUCAAGAAUUCUGAAUUCGAAAGAAAUUGGCACGACAGAUUUUCAGGAGUUGCCGAAUUACAAGUAUAUUCUUGUCUCUUUUUUUAC
Molecule: messenger RNA, 810 nt
Organism: Capsicum annuum
Lineage: Eukaryota; Viridiplantae; Streptophyta; Magnoliopsida; Solanales; Solanaceae
Product: pectin acetylesterase 8-like
Exons: 8
Coding region: 49-708 (219 amino acids)
Biological process (GO): cell wall organization
Cellular component (GO): plant-type cell wall
Molecular function (GO): pectin acetylesterase activity
Source: RefSeq, a predicted model, not a curated record